Molecule: messenger RNA, 1308 nt
Organism: Komagataella phaffii GS115
Lineage: Eukaryota; Fungi; Ascomycota; Pichiomycetes; Pichiales; Pichiaceae
Product: Homocitrate synthase isozyme, catalyzes the condensation of acetyl-CoA and alpha-ketoglutarate
Exons: 2
Coding region: 1-1308 (435 amino acids)
Cellular component (GO): mitochondrion
Molecular function (GO): homocitrate synthase activity
Source: RefSeq, a predicted model, not a curated record
AUGACUCCAGAACCAGAAGGCUAUAAAAAAGUUAGUGAGGAGAACCCUAAGCACAUUCAGGCUAACCCAUACGGGCCUAACCCUUCUGAUUACUUAAGUAAUGUCUCCAACUUCCAGUUGAUUGAGUCUACCUUAAGAGAAGGUGAGCAAUUCGCCAACUCAUUUUUUACCACUGAGAAAAAGCUCGAGAUUGCCAAGGCCUUAGAUGAUUUUGGAGUCGACUAUAUUGAACUGACAUCCCCUGUAGCAUCUGAGCAGUCUAGAGCUGACUGUGAGGCCAUUUGUAAAUUGGGCUUGAAGGCCAAGAUCUUGACUCAUAUUAGAUGUCACAUGGAUGACGCCAAAGUUGCAGUUGAAACUGGUGUGGAUGGUGUUGACGUUGUCAUUGGUACUUCUCAGUUUUUGAGACAAUACAGUCAUGGUAAAGACAUGUCGUACAUUACCAACCAGGCAAUUGAGGUUAUUGAGUUUGUCAAGUCUAAGGGAAUAGAAAUUAGAUUUUCCUCUGAGGACUCCUUCAGAAGUGAUCUGGUUGAUCUGUUGAACAUUUACAGAACCGUUGACAAGAUCGGUGUUAACAGAGUCGGUAUUGCCGACACUGUUGGCUGUGCUAACCCAAGACAAGUUUACGAAUUGGUGCGUACUUUGAAAACUGUUGUACAUUGUGAUAUUGAAUGUCAUUUUCACAAUGAUACUGGUUGCUCCAUCGCCAAUGCCUAUACCGCUUUGGAGGGUGGUGCUCGUUUAAUUGAUGUCUCUGUUUUGGGUAUCGGUGAAAGAAAUGGUAUCACCCCUCUUGGUGGUUUGAUGGCCAGAAUGAUUGCUGCUGACAGAGAGUAUGUGUUGUCCAAGUACAAAUUACACAAGCUAAGAGACUUGGAAACCUUGGUUGCUGACGCCGUUCAAGUGAAUAUUCCUUUCAACAACCCUAUUACUGGUUUCUGUGCCUUCACUCACAAAGCUGGUAUUCAUGCGAAGGCUAUUUUAGCCAACCCAUCUACGUACGAGAUUUUGAAACCAUCUGACUUCGGUUUGACUAGGUAUAUUCAUUUUGCCAACAGAUUAACUGGCUGGAAUGCUAUCAAAUCUCGUGUCGACCAGUUGAACUUGCAUUUGACUGACACUCAAUGCAAGGAAGUUACCGCUAAGAUUAAGAGACUGGGAGAUAUUCGACCUUUAAACAUUGAUGACGUUGAUUCCAUUAUCAAGGACUUUCAUGCCGAUGUAACAACCCCAGCCCUCAGACCAGCAGAAGGUGGUGAUGUUGAAGAGGCCCACUUGGAUGCCAUUAAAAAGAGAAAACUCUAA